UAGCCUCAUUAUUCACACGUUUCCGGUUUGAAACACAACAAACCUGACAUCUGACAUGUAUUUCGAUAAACCUCUGUAAAUCACCACAGGAGUCCUGUCAUUUGAUAAAAAGUCAACAACUGUUUAAAAUGCCACCAAAGUUCGUCAGACAACAUGAUAAUAUGGAUUCUAACCGUGCUAGAAGCGCUGAAACGAGAGCACUUCUUGAUGGAAAUUCAGAUGAAGAAGAUUUCUUCUUGAAAGGACCAAAUGUCAAACCGGGGAAUAUAAGGAGUGAUCCAAAGAUAAACAGAUUACAGGGCCAAGUAAAUGAGGUUAUUGAUGUGAUGCAAAACAAUGUUGCUAAAAUUGUUGACAGGGGAGACAAGCUUGAAGAUUUACAGGAUAAAUCAGAAAAUUUAAGUGACCAUGCAGAUAUGUUUAGAUCAAGAGCUAAAGGCUUACACAGACAAAUGUGGUGGAAAAAUUGUAAGAUGAAAAUAAUAAUAGCUGUGGUGAUUUUAAUUUUACUUGCAGUCAUAAUCAUUCCAAUCAUUGUGAAGAGUUCACAGAACUGAUCAUUGGUGCAGAUAUAAUAAGAUUGGUGAUUUUCGAGACAUUUUAUUUAUUUAUUUCAUUUUACUGUGAUGCCAUUGUUAACAAAACAUUUUAUGUAUAUGUAUGAUUUGUUAUUAUAUGUAAAUUUUGAAUAUACAGUUAUAUUAUG
Molecule: messenger RNA, 706 nt
Organism: Mytilus trossulus (common blue mussel)
Lineage: Eukaryota; Metazoa; Mollusca; Bivalvia; Mytilida; Mytilidae
Product: vesicle-associated membrane protein 4-like
Exons: 7
Coding region: 129-557 (142 amino acids)
Biological process (GO): vesicle-mediated transport; Golgi ribbon formation
Cellular component (GO): membrane
Source: RefSeq, a predicted model, not a curated record